AUGCCUCACAAGCACAAGAGACGGGAGAGGGAUGACUCCCACUUCGACCUCCCGCCAUCAGUGAUCGCGAAAUCACUACCAGUCCGCGAACAGCAAGCAAAGCCCAAGCCCGGAAAAAAGCCGCAGCCACAGGAGAAACCCAAAGGAAAACCCUCAAAGGGCCCCGCGACUUCUCGGCGCAAGAAUGCCACAGAUAAUGACACCCCUAAGGCGUUCCAGCGGUUGAUGCAAUACGCCAACACGGGGAAGCGCCCGUCGGGACUGGAGACCGGAGAAAAGAAACAAGACAACAAAAAGCGGAAGCGCGAAGCAGCAGAUACCCAAGAUACUUCGUCAAAGAAGACCGCGCCGGCCAAACCUCAAAAGACCGAAUCCACCGAUGACAAGGAAGCCAAAAAAGCGGAAGCCAAGAAAGCGAUGCCCAAGAUCCUACCUGGAGAGAGGCUGGCAGAUUUUGCCGCGCGCGUUGACCGCGAAAUGCCCCUCUCUGCGAUGACAAAGUCCAAUAACUCGGGUGCGCCCAAGGUCCGCGAUCAUAAGAUGACCAAGCACGAGAAGCAUCUACGACGACUGCAAGCUGGUUGGCGCGAGGACGAAGCCAAGAUCAGGGAGCGGGAACAGGCUGAGCGUGAGGAGCGUGAAGCUGAGAUGGAAGAGCAACUGGAGAUCUUGAAGGAGUGGGAGGCUGAAGCACGGGGAGGGAAAGCUAAGAAGAAGGUCCCCAAGAAGAAAAAGAAGGCCGAUGGUGCCGAGGACAGCGGCGAUGAUGACCCCGACCCUUGGGCAAAGCUGAAGAAGCGGGACAAGGAGAGACAGGCCAAUCCGUUUGACGUUGCUCAGGCCCCACCGCAGUUGACAAAACCGAGGGAGGUCUUCAAGGUUCGCGGUGGAGCAAGGGUCGAUGUUGCCAACGUGCCCAACGCCGUGGGUAGUCUCAGACGCCGCGAGGAAUUGGCAAGCGAGAGAAAGAAUAUCGUGGAGGAGUAUCGGCGACUGAUGGCCGAGAGGCGGCAGUGA
This is a messenger RNA of Penicillium daleae, 1017 nucleotides long. RefSeq lists its product as uncharacterized. Bases 1 to 1017 code for a protein of 338 amino acids. The transcript is spliced from 2 exons. The record is from RefSeq and is a predicted model, not a curated record. Lineage: Eukaryota; Fungi; Ascomycota; Eurotiomycetes; Eurotiales; Aspergillaceae.